AAACAAUCCCGUUUUUACAUAAGUUUAAUUUAAACAUUUUCAUUCAAUAAAACAAAUGCCUCGCAAUCAAAACGCAGAGCAGGAUAAUCCCUGCCUAAAGGAACAGGAGCUUUCAUUUAAAUGCCUCAACAAAAACAACUUUGAUCGCGACAAGUGCGAAAUAUAUUUUGCCAAUUAUAACAAUUGCAAGGAGUUCUGGAACAAAGUAAAAACCGAAAGGAGAGCCAAGGGAAUAGCUCCUUAUUUGCCGCCCUUAGAAGAACGCGAUGGGAUUAAAGCAGAAUAUAUGAAAGGAAAACCCCAACAAAGCUGAUAAAUGUAUCUUCCUAUUUAAUUAUUUUGUGUAUAUAAAUUAGCUAUACAUCAGGCACCAAAGCUUGCACAAGCAUGCAUUAGACCUCCUUGUUGUCUAAAAGGCUCCAUCAAAUCUGAAGAUCUAGAUAU
This is a messenger RNA of Drosophila melanogaster (fruit fly), 444 nucleotides long. RefSeq lists its product as uncharacterized. The coding region runs from base 56 to 313 and encodes 85 amino acids. Lineage: Eukaryota; Metazoa; Arthropoda; Insecta; Diptera; Drosophilidae. Gene Ontology annotation, cellular component: mitochondrial intermembrane space. The record is from RefSeq and is marked reviewed. The transcript has 3 exons.